Messenger RNA from Pseudopodoces humilis (Tibetan ground-tit), 1302 nucleotides. RefSeq names its product interleukin enhancer binding factor 2 (gene ILF2). The record is from RefSeq and is a predicted model, not a curated record. Gene Ontology annotation, cellular component: catalytic step 2 spliceosome. Gene Ontology annotation, biological process: positive regulation of DNA-templated transcription. Gene Ontology annotation, molecular function: DNA binding; double-stranded RNA binding. Lineage: Eukaryota; Metazoa; Chordata; Aves; Passeriformes; Paridae.
GCGGGUUGCUGCGGGGUCUGCGAGCGGCGCUUCAUUGUCGGGAACGGCGGCGACAUGAGGGGCGAUCGAGGCCGCGGCCGCGGCGGCCGCUUCGGCUCCAGGUUCCGGCCCUUUGUGCCCCACAUCCCCUUCGAUUUCUAUGUCUGUGAGAUGGCGUUUCCACGCGUCAAACCCGCGGCGGACGAGACGGCCUUCAGCGAGGCUCUGCUCAAGAGGAACCAGGAUCUGGCUCCCACCGCUGCCGAGCAGGCUUCCAUCCUGUCCCUGGUGACCAAGAUCAACAACGUCAUCGACAAUUUAAUUGUGGCCCCGGGAACGUUUGAAGUGCAAAUCGAGGAGGUUCGCCAGGUGGGCUCCUACAAGAAGGGGACGAUGACGACGGGGCACAACGUGGCGGAUCUGGUGGUGAUCCUGAAGAUCCUGCCCACCUUGGAAGCCGUGGCAGCCUUGGGGAACAAGGUGGUGGAGAGCCUGCGGGCGCAGGACCCCGGGGAAGUCCUGACCAUGCUGACCAACGAGACCGGCUUCGAGAUCAGCUCGGCCGACGCCACCGUGAAGAUCCUGAUCACCACGGUGCCGCCCAACCUGCGCAAGCUGGACCCGGAGCUGCACCUGGACAUCAAGGUGCUGCAGAGCGCCCUGGCCGCCAUCCGGCACGCGCGCUGGUUCGAGGAGAACGCCUCGCAGUCCACGGUGAAGGUUCUGAUCCGGCUGCUCAAGGACCUGAGGAUUCGCUUCCCCGGCUUCGAGCCGCUCACGCCCUGGAUCCUGGACCUGCUGGGGCACUACGCCGUGAUGAACAAUCCCACCCGGCAGCCCCUGGCUCUCAACAUCGCCUACAGGCGCUGCCUCCAGAUCCUGGCGGCCGGGCUCUUCCUGCCCGGCUCCGUCGGCAUCACGGAUCCGUGCGAGAGCGGCAACUUCCGCGUGCACACGGUGAUGACGCUGGAGCAGCAGGACAUGGUGUGCUACACCGCCCAGACCCUCGUCCGCAUCCUCUCCCACGGAGGAUACCGGAAAAUCCUGGGGCAGGAGGGCGACGCCAGCUACCUGGCGUCCGAGAUGUCCACGUGGGACGGGGUGAUCGUGACGCCGUCGGAGAAGGCGUACGAGAAACCUCCGGAGAAGAAAGAAGGGGAGGAGGAAGAGGAAAACCAGGAAGAGCCAGCGGCGGGCGAGGAGGAGGAGAGCAUGGAGACGCAGGAGUGAGGGACAGGGGACACCGGCCGAGGGACACCAGAGGGUCUGGGCCCCUCCUCGGUCACCUGACGUGUCCCUGUCCCUGGUUUGUAAGCUGCACAU